GAUCACGUGUCGUCAUCUCCAACCGAGUGUGGGGGGCCUGAGCGAGCCAAAAAGCGCGAGAAAAUGCCGAGUAAGUGACGAGGACUGAGCGAAAUGAUAUAUCAGAUAUGGAAUCUACGAAAUGGAAUUUUCUAUAAAGGCGCUGUUGUCGCUGCGAUUUGGGGAUGGAAAAUCAUCAGUUCAAUUACGGUUUUCUACCUACUAUUUACUUACUACUACUCACUUGUUCGCUUACUUACUUAUGAGUUUAAUACUUCACAUCCGAGUUAAAUCAUACAUACAUAUACAGUCUAAUUUCUAUCCACUUCCGCUUCUUUGAGAUCAAGAUUGAGGUCCACCACUCUAAGCGAUUACCUCUUUGAGCUAUUCUAAAUCUCAACCACGCAAGUUUUGUAUUUCAUCUAAUACGAGAUACAAACUUCCCUAUCAAAAUGUCUACAAUGGAUAAACCAUGUAAUGAAUGCAUCAAGGGAACCAUCCACACCGGCCUCCCCAUCGGUGACUACCAAACCAUCCACGGUCUCCGCACCUACAUUAUCGGCAACCCUUCCACGUCUCGCGCAACAAUCGUGCUCUACACCGAUAUAUUCGGACACCUGCUCCCCAACAAUCUCCUCCUUGCCGAUGCCUUUGCCGCUUCAGGAGAAUAUCUCGUCUACGUACCUGAUUUCUUCGAAGGUGAUCCCGUUGCGCUUAAAGUUGCGGAUUUGCUGAUACCCGUCGAUGCGAGUAAACAGGGGACGCUUGGUAAGUAUACGGGGAUCUUGGCUAGUGCGCCAAGUUUUUUGAUGUGGAUGGGUCGACAUAAGGAAGCGAGGUGUAGCGCGGUUUGUAAUGGAUUUUUGGAGAAGUUAAGAAUGGAGACGAAUGGGGAAAGGAAGAUUGGGAUGGUGGGGUAUUGUUGGGGUGGUCGAUAUGCCAUUCGUGCUGGGCUGGAAUCGAACAUGAUUUUGAUUGAUAGAGUUAAGAAACCAUUGAUAGAUGCGGUUGUUGCGUUACAUCCGAGUAAUUUGGUCUUUCCCAGAGACGUGGAGGGAUUGGUUGUACCAAUCAGUUAUGGAUGGGGAGAAAAAGAUGUAGCGGUUUCGAUUAAAUCGAAGGGAAUAAUUGAGGAAAUUCAUCAGAAGGAGGGGGAGAAGGGGAGAAAGGUACCGGAAAUGGAACAUAGGGUUUAUAAGCCUGGAAGACAUGGUUUUGCGGUCAGAGGGAAUCCAGAUGAUCCACUGGAAAGGGCAUGUCUGGAAGAUUCAAUGAAGCAAGGCUUGGAAUGGAUGGGAAAGUGGCUUUGAUUUGAAUCGAGAGCUAUUUGGAGUUUUUGAGAAUUGUUUCUUGGAGAAUGUUUUUAAUUAAUUUGCUAUUUGAGUUUCCUUCUAC
Botrytis cinerea B05.10 is the source of this 1374-nucleotide messenger RNA. RefSeq lists its product as hypothetical. The transcript has 2 exons. The coding region runs from base 432 to 1289 and encodes 285 amino acids. Lineage: Eukaryota; Fungi; Ascomycota; Leotiomycetes; Helotiales; Sclerotiniaceae. The record is from RefSeq and is a predicted model, not a curated record. Gene Ontology annotation, molecular function: hydrolase activity.